AUGGAGGAUUUUGAUAAUCAAAAAUUACGAGCUCUUGAAAUUCAGGUAUUUUGAUAUUCGGUUUAUAAACAAUGUAUUUAAUCAAAGAGAAUAUGGAAAUUUAUUUUGUUUUUCCUGUAAUUUGUUUCGUGUCAUAAUAUUGUUUUUAAUUUGUUUUAUAUAUACGCAGACUGCUAAAGACCACAAGAAGUUUGCUCGUAAAGAAAUCCCCGCAGUUAAGAAAACCAUCGGUGAGGUUCAAUGCAUGCAUGAACACACUAGUGACACUUCUGGUGGAACUAUUAUUCCAAGUAUGCAGUGUCAAUUUUUAUUAUUUUUAAUCCGUUAAUCAAAAAAAAAUUGAUUAAAUAUUAUAUUAGUUUAUAAACAAAAAUGAAAUAUACAAUCCACAUUAAAACUUUCAAAUUAGCCGAUAUGUUAAAUAUAGUAAUCUAAAACAUACAGAUUUUAUUGCAUUAAUUUAAUCAUUAGUUGAAUAGGGUUAUAAUUUAUGGUCACCUUACACAACAAUUUUAUUUCAACAUUUAUAAAAAUAAAUUAAUUUCAUUUCAUUUCUUUUGGUAUACUUAUACUUGAUUUGAUAUUAUUAUAGUUUUUAAACAAACAUAAAGUACGCAAUCCGCAAUUUCAUAUUCAAUAAAAUGUAAAAAAUAAAUAAAUGCAUACACUUUUAUUAAAUUAAAAUAAAUGCAUGCAUGUAAUGCUAGAAACCGUUCAAAUUUUUUUUUUCGUUUUAUUUUUAUUAUUUGGUUUUUGUCCAUAAAUAUAUUUUCAUUUCAUUGAUAAUUCCUCCCAAAUAUUCCGUUAAAAUACAAUGAUUAAUGUCUGUAAUAAUAUUAAACACACAGUGUCGUCACAAAUUGUGGAUGAACAUAUUGUUGUAAAAGCGUACAAUCAAGAGCUUCAAGUUAAAUCAGAUACAUACGCAUCAAAACUAAAAAAACCUAAAAUUGAUCUCGAAAGGCAACUACCUCCGAUCAUACCACCGAAAACGGAUGAUCAGGUAAUUUUGUUUUAA
Molecule: messenger RNA, 1018 nt
Organism: Cinara cedri
Lineage: Eukaryota; Metazoa; Arthropoda; Insecta; Hemiptera; Aphididae
Source: the annotation of a GenBank genome assembly